UCUGUAUUCGCCCAAUCGAGCAGAUCUACUCUAUCCAAAGAAUCUAUCCUCUUCAAUCUCAACCGCAGCAACCCACCAAGUCACCCUAGAGAAGACCGCAAAAGAAAUCAAUCAAAAUGUCCAUCCCCCUCCAAACAAUCAACACCUUCCGCGUAUCCUACAACCCCUUCGGCCGCUCGUCGCGCCCCUGCCGCACUCUCCUCGCCCUCCUGCGCACGCCCUCCACGACCCCCCUCAGCAGUCCCACGCACAUCGACAUCAAAGUGAAGCAGCUGCCGCGGCACUCGACGCAGCAGCCCGAGGUGACGGUGGGGUUCAAGGGCGGCAAGGAGGUCAAGUUCGAGGUCGGGAAGGAACAGAUCAAGAUUGCCGAUAUGGUGAAUGAGAUUGCGCGCAUUGGGCGGAUUAUUGAGCGCGAGGAUACGCUGAAGGGGUGAUUUCUUCUCUUCUCUUUUCCUUUUUACAUUAAAUUUUCUUUUUUGUUCCGUUCUCGCAUCUUGUUUGAUAGUUGGGGUGAUUGGUUUCCUGUAGAGUCGGCGGGUUACGAGGGGAGUGGAUUGACUUCUACGUGGCUAAUGUCUGACUGUCUUGUACGAUAAAUAAAUGUAUAUACUAUCUAACCGUCGUGAUACUCCGAGGU
This is a messenger RNA of Aspergillus campestris IBT 28561, 640 nucleotides long. RefSeq names its product mitochondrial 54S ribosomal mL53 protein. The transcript is spliced from 2 exons. The record is from RefSeq and is a predicted model, not a curated record. Bases 117 to 437 code for a protein of 106 amino acids. Lineage: Eukaryota; Fungi; Ascomycota; Eurotiomycetes; Eurotiales; Aspergillaceae.